CUAGGUGGGCGAGGGAAAGAUGGCUGCCCUGUCAUCACGUUUCCAGAAUACUCUGCAUUCAGUGAAAUUCCAGACAGUGAUUUUCAGAAUGUUCUGACAUACCUCACAAAUAUUCCUAGUUCACAGGAUGCUGGAAUUGGGUUUAUACUGGUCAUAGACCGCAGGCAAGACAAAUGGAGCUCCGUUCAAGCUUCUAUACUUCGAAUUGCGGCAUCGUUUCCAGGAAACUUGCAGCUAGUUCUGCUGUUGCGUCCAACAGCAUUCUUACAAAGAACUCUGUUUGACUUUGCAUUCAGAUUCAAUAAAGAUGAGUAUAAGAUGAAGCUACCGAUCAUAAUGCUGAGCUCACUAGCUGAGUUAAAUAGCUACAUUGACAGAACACAACUAACAGAGGAUCUUGGGGGAACUCUGGAUUACUGCCACAACAGGUGGCUGACACAUCGAACUGCUAUAGAGAGCUUUGCUUGCAAGGUUAAACAGACCGCCCAGACCCUUCGUUCUUUUGGAGCUGAACUAGCAGAAACGGAGCUUCCCAAUGAUGUGCCGUCCACUGUGUCUCUCCUUACAGCACAUAUUGAAAGCAAAGUCAAAAUGAAGGAGGAUCUAAGGAUAUCAUUAAGGCAAGGCCGUGAUAUUCUCCACAGUAUUAGGAAACCAGUUCUUGAAAACCCAGAGUCUAAGCUGAAUCCAGAUCAAAUGGAAAAUCAAAAUACUGUUGAAAGGCUUCUCACUCAACUAGAUGAAACAGAAACAGCCUUUGAUGAUUUUUGGUCUAAACACCAACAGAAGCUGGAGCAGUGCUUACAACUUAGACAUUUUGAACUGGAUUUCAGAGAGGUCAAAGCAGCUCUAGAUAUUGUGUCUGAGAGAUUAUCUCAUUUCACUGAAGUAGGAAACAGCUGUUCACAUGUGGAACACAUUCUAAAAGACCUCGUCAGCUUUGAAGAAAAAUCACAUGACGUUCUGAAGAAGGCAAGGAUGCUAAUUUCUACAGGUGAUGAGUUUAAACAGAAUAACCAUUAUGCAGUGGAUUCCAUUCUCCCAAAGUGCAAUGAACUCCAGCAUCACUGUGACACAAUUACUGCUGAAACAAAUAAAAUAAGGACUUUCCUCAACCACUCCUUUGACUUACACAGACGACUGGAAAAGUCCAUGAGGUGGUGUGAUGAAGGAAUUUACCUGCUGGCUUCACAGCCUGUAGACAAGUGCCAGACCCAGGAUGGCGCAGAAGCAGCUUUACAGGAGAUUGAGAAAUUUUUGGAUAAUGAUGGAGAAAACAGACUCAAGGAACCACAUUACUUGUACAAAGAAUAUGAAGCUAUCCUUAGUGAGGAAUUAAUGAAACACAUACAGAAAGUUUAUCAGAAGCAGGAAAGUAUGGAAGAAAUGUUUCAAAAGAGGCGAGUCAGCCUUAAGAAAUUGGCAGCUAAGCAGACUCGUCCAGUUCAACCAGUGGCACCUAGGCCAGAGGUCUCUCUAAAAUCCCCUUGUCCUUCCCCAGGGCUCCAAAGAGAUUCUGAAGAUCCAUCAAGCCCAGACAAUGGUCUUAUGGUCCGGAGACUAAAUUUCAGAAGGAUAAAGAGUGAAAUGAAUGAAAUCCAUCAAACUAGAGGUGGCUCUGUGAUGGAUGAUGAAGAAAACCUGGCUGUCUUACGGAAACAUGUUAUUAAUGAACUUCUUGAAACUGAACGAGCUUAUGUGGAAGAACUUCUGUGUGUUCUUGAAGGCUAUGCUGCAGAAAUGGACAAUCCCUUAAUGGCACAUCUUAUUUCGCCAGGGCUGCAAAAUAAGAAGGAUGUUUUGUUUGGAAAUAUGGAAGAAAUCUAUCAGUUUCACAACAGAAUAUUCUUGAGAGAACUAGAAAAUUACAUAGAAUAUCCAGAACUGGUAGGAAGGUGUUUCCUUGAAAGGAUGGAAGACUUUCAGAUUUAUGAAAAAUAUUGUCAAAAUAAGCCUCGAUCUGAAAGUCUGUGGAGGCAGUUCUCAGACUCCGUAUUCUUUCAGGAAUGCCAAAGAAAACUUGACCAUAAGCUGAGUUUGGAUUCAUAUUUGUUGAAACCUGUUCAAAGGAUAACUAAAUACCAGCUGUUGCUAAAGGAAAUGCUAAAAUACAGUAAAAAUUGUGAAGGUGCUGAAGAUCUCCAAGAAGCACUAACCUCAAUAAUGGGAAUCCUCAAAGCGGUUAAUGAUUCCAUGCAUCAGAUUGCAAUAACAGGCUAUGAUGGAAACCUGAAUGAACUGGGCAAACUUCUGAUGCAAGGAUCCUUCAGUGUCUGGACAGAUCAUAAGAAGGGUCACUCCAAAGUGAAGGAUCUGGCACGAUUCAAGCCGAUGCAGAGACAUCUCUUCCUCCAUGAGAAGGCAAUAUUAUUUUGCAAAAAAAGAGAAGAAAAUGGAGAAGGAUAUGAAAAGGCACCUUCGUACAGUUAUAAGCAUUCUCUAAAUAUGACUUCAGUUGGAAUAACAGAGAACGUCAAAGGUGAUGCUAAGAAAUUUGAAAUCUGGUAUAAUGCAAGGGAAGAAGUUUACAUAAUACAAGCUUCAACCCCUGACAUUAAAGCCACCUGGGUGAAUGCAAUCAGAAAAGUAUUGACAAGCCAACUACAUGCAUGCCGCCAAGCUAGCCAACACAGAGUUCUAGAACAUACGCAUAGUUUGCCCUUACCUGCAUCAUGCAAUACAAGCCCUUCCCAAAAUGAAAGUAGGAACAUUAGGAAACAAGAAGAGAGAAAUGCUGAUCUUGUGAGCCCAGAUGGUUGUAUCAGUUCAGGAGCACCAAAGUAUCCUGAAAAAGGCAAAGAAACAGCAUCACUUACCAUUAAAAGCCAGACUUUGCCAAUGACUCUUCUUGCAGGACCAGCUUCUCCUGUCAGCCCUGACAAAAACACUAAACGACAUGAAGUAAAGAGUGAUCCAACUCCUCUGGGUUUGAGAGGAUGGUCUAAGACAACUCAGUCUGUUGAUGCUUCAGAAGAAAAUGAUGGUUGGUCUAGUUCAGAGGAUCCCCUUAAUUCCUCAGAUGCAGAAGACGAAGGAAAAGGAGAGAAGAAGCUGACUCCUGGAAAAUACACAGUUACAGCCAAUUAUGACAAAGGAGGAGCCGAACACCUGAUGCUGAAAAGCGGAGAAUUAGUUCAACUCAUGCAUGAAGGAGAAGAUGGGCUUUGGUAUGUAAAGAAUCUGAGCACAGGCAAAGAAGGCUGCCUCCCUGUCAACAGCCUGCUGGCAUUGCUUGGCAACUCAAAAUCUGCUCUGUCUCUGAGCAGUUCAGGAUCUGCCGCUGGUUCAAGUACACUCAGCUCAUCUUCAAGCUACAGUGAAAGCUGCAAUAUCAGUAGCACCAGCUUCUCAGACAUUAAGGGCUAACUUUCAGGCUCUACCAAGAUUUGUACAAAUCUUUUUUUCCUUCGAAUGCAAGUUCCGGAUGCUAGGUGAAAUAGAGAAGCACCAUGUUUGCCCAGCUUCAUGUCCUCGUCCUCACACCCUUCAUCCUUGGCCACGUUAAUUGGCCAUUUACAAUAUCUUUCUCAUAACAUGGAAUUAAUAUUUAAAGCAUGGUCAGGUGCAUGGGAUAGAAUAUUAGAGCAGAUUAUGAGAAGAAAGUCUUCUAGAAGUAGCACCUUGGAAAUCUGCCACUCUAGAACAAAAUGAACCUCCCCUUGGACAACUUUGAAGAAUGUUAUGAAGAAACCAGGUUAUAUUCUUUGGUGUAAAUGUCUACAGUUUAAAUCAAGAAAUAUGAACUGAAUGUAUAAUGUUAAAAGGGAAAUGAGAAGCUUGAUCUUCGUAGGGCAUUUGACAAAAAGUCUCUUGGAAUCCAGGUGUAAUGUGUAAGAAAUCUUUUAUAGUGGCAAUAGAGAAUCCAUGACACUUCAGCUAUUGUUGGACUGCAAUUCCCAUCACUCCCAGCUAGUACACCUAAAGGUGAAAGGAGAGUUGCUUUUUAAUGGUGUCUGGAAGGUCACACAUUAACCAUCCCUGUCAUAUAGCAUCAGAGAAUUCAGUUUUGAUGUGACUGUUUGUUUCUGGCAUUUUGUUUUUCUUUAUUGUGCAUUAUGUAGCUGUAGGCUUUGAUACAAAAAAAAUUGAACUAUUCCACUUCAACAGAAAUCCUUCAUGUCUCUUUUAAUCCCUCUCUUUUAAAAAACAGUAUGAUAUAGUGGCUGUUUGGAGCUAUUUCUACCACUGAACCAAAUUCUGUAACAAGAAUAAUUUAUGUUACAGUGACAAUUUGAUAAAACAAAGUCUGUUUUGUAAAUUGUGGCACAAAAACAUUGAAACACAUUUUGUUAUUCAGCCUGUUCUUCACCAUUUUUUAGCAGUACACAGUUGUCUGUAGCACUUAGUCAGUAGGUGGUUGCAAGCUGAGAAAUUGAACAUUUCUAAUUCUGUCUAUUGCAAAAUCCUUCUGUUGCUUAACAUUAUUAUGAAAUCAAGAACCCUGAUUGAGGGAGAAACAUAACAAAGGGAAACAUAGGCAUUUUGCUUUCUACAUGUAAAAUAGAGCAACGUUGCAUAAGCAGUCUCAUUGAAGAUGGGAGUUACAAAUCUACCUGACACAAUGAAAGCUGUAUUUAGUCUCAUAUAUAGUAUAAACCAUAUUAGAUCCAUGCAUACUUCUGAAUUCGCUCAUAGCAUUUGGACUUCAUUCAUACAUUACAUUUUUUUUAAAAGUCGGACAGAAGGGAAUGUUUGACUUGCAGCACUUAUAAGAAUUGGACAGGUAGGAUCCAGUAACACAUAUUUGACUUGAAAUUAAUUUCCUGAUACCCUGUAUGAACAAAGUAAAACAUCAUUUCAACUGUCAGAAACAGGUUCUAGCUCAUGGUUGCAAUCAAACUGUGUUUGACUUCGGUCAGUACAAAAGUGUAUAUCUGUAUAUGUUUAUAUAUGUGUGUGGUAUGUAUUAAUGUAAAUAUAUGUAUUUAUACCCUUCAGACUGCUAAAGAUGCCUCUGUAUGUACUUAGGUUCCUUCCAAAGGCAGCAGUGUGAAAUCUGAGGCUUCAUUUUAUACAAUUUCUAGCAAGAACGAUGCAUCUCAGAAUCAUCAAAUGCAAACAAGACUGUACCAGCCAUGGCAGUGCCCAUUCUGUCGUGGUUAUAAAAUAGCAAUAGUCUCUGUAACUUAUAUUGUAAAUAUGAGUGUUUAAAAAAAAAACAAUAAUGCUUGUAUUCCAAAAUUUUUCCUGGAAAGAAGGGUACAACUCCUGGGGGGUUAUAAUCAAAACCUCUAUCCAUUGUGCUAGUUGUGCCAGCUUGGAAGACUGACAAAAAAAUAGGAUUAAUUUAAAAAAUGGGAUUAAUAAAAUGGUUUAUUGCUUCUCUGUCUCCUUUGAAGGAACUACAAGGGGGAAAGAAAGCUAUGUAAAUAGGCCCUUCUCUUGAAUUCUGUCUGUUUUCACUUUGUUCUCGAUGACACUCCUUCUGUUACUCAUGUGGUUGUACAUCAUUGCACUUUAAUGCCAUCUACAUUUCAAUUUUCUAUUGUUGUAAAUUGCUACUGCAGAGUCCACUGUCUUUAUUAUAUGUAUGAAACUUCAAAUAAAUUUCCAUACUUCUUCCCAGGUGAUCUCAACAUA
Molecule: messenger RNA, 5580 nt
Organism: Pogona vitticeps (central bearded dragon)
Lineage: Eukaryota; Metazoa; Chordata; Lepidosauria; Squamata; Agamidae
Source: RefSeq, a predicted model, not a curated record